Molecule: messenger RNA, 669 nt
Organism: Branchiostoma belcheri (Belcher's lancelet)
Lineage: Eukaryota; Metazoa; Chordata; Leptocardii; Amphioxiformes; Branchiostomatidae
Product: ficolin-2-like
Exons: 3
Coding region: 76-669 (197 amino acids)
Source: RefSeq, a predicted model, not a curated record
AACACAGACUCCGACAAGCCCCAAGACUGUCAGGACAUCCUUGACAACGACGAGACCACGCCCAGCGGCGUGUACAUGGUUUAUCCACGGGACAACCUGGGCGGCUUCAACGUCUUCUGUGAUAUGGACACGGACGGAGGCGGCUGGACGUUAUUCCAGAGACGCCGAGACGGAAGCGAGGACUUCUACCGGGGCUGGGCGGACUACAAGACCGGCUUCCCUUCCAACCUGAACGGCGAGUUCUGGCUGGGGAAUGACAACUUGUACCGCCUGGCUGUGCAGAAAGUCUACCAGCUCAGGGUGGAUAUGGAGGAUGCGGAGGGAAACACGGCGUACGCCGCUUACGACACGUUUGCCAUCUCACCUGAAUCACAGAACUACAAGCUCCACAUAGGGACUUACAGCGGUACUGCAGGAGACAGCUUGACGUACCAUGACGGGAAACCAUUCAGUACCAAGGACAGAGAUAACGACGAGAUCACCUCCAGCUGUGCUCAGUGGUACAAAGGUGCGUGGUGGUACACGUCAGGUUGCCACUACUCCAACCUGAACGGCCUGUACCACCUGGGUACUCAUGAGGGUAACAGCGACGGCGUCAAUUGGUACCACUGGAAGGGUAAUAACUACUCCCUGAAGCGCACUGAGAUGAAACUCCGACCAGCUCCAUAA